CCAUGGGAGGAGCGUACGUGACACAUCAAAACUUGACAACAGCUCAGCACGGUUAGCAGACAGUGGUGUUCAGGGAUCUACGGCUCAGCCACUGUCUAAACAGGUACGGUAAAGUCAAAGUUCACCUGAGCAAUUUAGGACAACAUCGUUGGCUCCUACUACAACACAGCAGACGGAAAGAAAAACGGGAUUUGGAGGACAACGUCUGAAAGCCAAAACCAGCAUCGCUCCUAAGUAAACUUGAAAGUUGUUGAUUUUACCACUGUCAGCUGCAAAGGUAUCUCCGUAAUGGAGUUUCCAGAUUUAGGUGAACACUGCUCUGAGAAGACAUGCAAACGUUUAGAUUUUCUUCCUAUGAGAUGUGACGCCUGCCAAGAGAUUUUCUGCAAGGACCACAUAACCUAUGCAAACCACAAAUGCACGUCAUCCUACAAAAAGGAUGUCCAGGUCCCAGUAUGUCCUUUGUGCAACACCCCCAUUCCCAUCAAGAGAGGAGAGAUGCCCGACAUUAAAGUCGGUGAACACAUUGAUCGGGACUGCAAGUCAGACCCUGCACAAAGAAAAAGAAAGAUUUUCACAAAUAAAUGCUCUAGAGGAGGCUGUAAGCAGAAGGAAAUGAUACGAGUGACAUGUGACCAGUGCCAUUUAAAUUACUGUCUUAAACACCGGCACCCAUUAGACCAUGAUUGUAAGACUGAUGGGAAACCUCUGUCCAAAUCAGGACAUGCUGCUGUAAUGAGGACCCAAGGUGCUUCCUCCACCUCCACCUCUGCCUCUGGGUCUAGUUCAUCUGCUUCAGGAAACUCUAGACCUGUUUCUAAUGGUGUGAGUUCAAAUACCAGAGGCCACAGCAGUGGCACUACCCCGCGGAUGCCUACUUCUGUUUCAGCACAGAAUGUAAUACCGCCAUCAGCUUCAUUUCAGGCUGGCAUGACGGAGGAGCAGGCUUUACAAAGGGCUCUGGAGAUGUCUUUGGCUGAGUCGAAGCCGACAGUUCAGCCGACACUUAGCCCUCAGGAGCAGGAGGAUCUGGCUCUCGCUCAGGCUCUCGCUGCCAGCGAAGAAGAAUACAGACGCCAGCAGCAGAGACAACAGGGGAGAGAAUCCAAACAGUCCAACUGUAGCCUUUCUUAAUCACGGACUACCACAAAAAUUUCAAGCUGUGCUAAUUAUCUACUAGAAGCUGCACAUCUGGGAUAUCAACAUCCACGAUCAAUGAUUGUUACAUGAAGAAAUACUGUUGGAAGUUGCAGAGAUAUUUACCGCCUUCUACAACAUAAAGCACAUACUUUCCCAGCAGGAUCUGUCAUUUUUACUAAUGAUUUGCUCUGUACAUAUUUUAUAUGCUGAUCAUGAGGAAUCCAUUAUAUUACCAUAUAUGAAUAUUGAAUAAAUUAUUUCAAAGAUG
Messenger RNA from Lates calcarifer (barramundi perch), 1408 nucleotides. It is a transcript of the gene zfand2a, whose product is annotated as zinc finger, AN1-type domain 2A. The record is from RefSeq and is a predicted model, not a curated record. Gene Ontology annotation, cellular component: cytoplasm; endoplasmic reticulum. The transcript has 11 exons. Lineage: Eukaryota; Metazoa; Chordata; Actinopteri; Centropomidae. Gene Ontology annotation, biological process: protein targeting to ER; proteasome-mediated ubiquitin-dependent protein catabolic process. The coding region runs from base 289 to 1134 and encodes 281 amino acids. Gene Ontology annotation, molecular function: zinc ion binding.